Messenger RNA from Fibroporia radiculosa, 1017 nucleotides. RefSeq lists its product as uncharacterized. The record is from RefSeq and is a predicted model, not a curated record. Lineage: Eukaryota; Fungi; Basidiomycota; Agaricomycetes; Polyporales; Fibroporiaceae. Gene Ontology annotation, molecular function: oxidoreductase activity, acting on the CH-OH group of donors, NAD or NADP as acceptor. The coding region runs from base 1 to 1017 and encodes 338 amino acids. The transcript has 3 exons.
AUGCCUGCUCUCCCUGCAAACUCGCUAAUCGUCGUUACUGGCGUCACCGGCUACAUCGCGAGCCACAUCGCCUUUGCUGCGCUCAAAGACGGUCACCGUGUCCGUGGCACGGUCCGCUCCCUCGCAAGCACUGAGGAGGUCCGCGCUGGCUUUGUCUCGCACGGUGCGGACGUCUCCAAGCUCUCCUUCAUUGUCGUCGACGACUUCCUCAGUGAGUCUCAGCUCGCCGCGGCGGUUGACGGAGCCGAUGGCGUAGUCCAAGUUGUUGUUCCCGGCGGCGUUCCUGGAACAACCGACGGGGCCCCACAAGAGGCAAUCGAUUGGGCACACGCAUUGCUCCGCGUCUCAGCGGCGCAGCCGUCCGUAAAGCGCUUUGUGAUCACGUCGAGCGCGUUCGCGACGCAUCUUCCCAUCCCAGGCUUCAUGCAGGACCGCGUGACCGACAAGACGUGGAACGACGCCGUCGUGCAGAUCUUCCAGAACCCGCCGCCGGAGAUGGACAAGGAGGGGGUGGCAUGGACGGGCAUCCGCUAUGCCUCGACCAAAACUCUCUCUGAACGCGCAGUAUGGGCAUGGGCCGAGCAGAACAAGCCCAAAUUCGAUGUCGUAUCCAUUCUUCCGGAUGCCAAUUUCGGGCCUGUCCUGUACGGUGGACCAAAAUCAACAAACGCAUGGAUUCCGGCGAUACUCACGAACCAGGCUGCUUUUACGAAUGGAUACCCCCCGCAAUGGUUCGUCGACGUACGCGACACCGGGCGGCUGCACAUUAAAGCGCUGACAGAGCCCCAAUUCGGCGGGCAACGCAUAUUGGCAGCAUCGGAGCCGUACGGGUGGAAUCUCAUCUUCUCCCUCCUGCGCAAGAAUUUCCCCAAAGCGCAAGUCCCUGAGGACCUCCCAGCGCCGCUGGGAGGGCUGGCAACGUACGUGAUGGAGAACGAGGUCGGGGGGAAAGCAUUAGGAGGGUGGAUCGGCUUGGAGCAGUCGCUGAUUGAUACGGGGAAGGCGUGUGGAUUUUGA